This is a messenger RNA of Funneliformis caledonium, 381 nucleotides long. The record is from the annotation of a GenBank genome assembly. NCBI's taxonomy places the organism in Eukaryota, Fungi, Glomeromycota, Glomeromycetes, Glomerales, Glomeraceae.
AUGAUUAGAGAUUACACUUUGAAAGAAAUGACUGCAAUUACCAAAAUAGACGAAGAAGAUCCUAAAAUAAUCGCAUACUUAAGAGUAAAAACGUUCAUUCCUCUAGACGAGUUAGCCGAACAUAAUAUCCAUCCCUUUGAAACUGAUGAUGUAGUAUACCUAAAAGGAAACAGCCCUGAAACCAACGGCAGAAUGAGCCACACUUCAAGAUCAACCAAUACCAGAAAGCCCAAAAAAGGUCGACAAACCUUGUCUCAAAUAGAGACCACAUCAACAGAUCUGACUACAGACCUCACAGCUGCGUUAAACGCAAACCUGCUUCCCCCUAAUUUCCCAACAAGCUCAUCCGAAAGCAAUAAUAACACACUUUCAGAAGUUUAA